UCAUCCCACUCUCUACUUCUCCCCGCCGUGAGCGCCCCGGGAGGAGCCCGGCCCCGUUAUACCUUUGCGUGCUCCCUUCCCUCCCCCCUCCCCUCCCGUCACUCACUGCGCGUCUUUGAGGAUGCACGCAGGCACAGCGCGUCUUAUCAGUCUGCCCUCCCUCCCUCCGCCAUCAUUCAUUAUUAUCCCUCUUUUCCUUCCCACUAGCCUCACAGGUCGCCAUAACCUGCUCGAGACUUUUACCCGUUUCCGCCGUUUGGUUUUUAACCCCACGUGUAACGUUUACCGAAGGGAGGCAGAUCAGUGUGUCGGUGCCCCCUCCCUCCUCUCCUCUCUACCAGACAGAGACAGACAUGCUCCACGGUGGGUGCUCGCGCUUCCCGCCUCCUUUCCCCUCCGGGAGUCGAGAGGUCUUCAAAUGAGACCAUAAAGGGUUAUAUCUUCUGACAGCAACCCGAGACUGACCAACACAACCACAGACCUCCCACCGUGUUCCCACAGUAUGGUCAUGUCUGGUCUGACCAGGUCCAGCAGUGUACACAACGAUCACAGCGGUCACAACCUGUCCUCAACCACAACCACGCACGGUCACCACCCCGAUCAGAGCGGUGCGGUCGCCGUGGGCGGUUGUGGUCUCACUCCGGUCCUGGACUAUACGGCUGAGAUGGAGCGAUACCAAUCCUUCGCUAACUUCUACACUAAAACCAACGUGAACGCUGUUAACAGCAUGAACUUCCCUCAGUCGGCCAAGCUCGCCCACAUCACCGCUCCUAUGUUCCCCGGCGGCAGGCUUGGAGUGGCGGGCGUGUCGCCGUGGGGUUGUCAUGACAACAUCAACAUGAACGUCAACGCGGCGAUGCUUUGGGGGCGGAAACCUCCCGUGCAUCAGACCACGCCCCUAGCGCCGCCCACAACACACCCGUCGCCCUCGACAACGCACAUGCAGCCCCACCGGACCGGCGGCGUGGCAGGCGGUCAGGGUGGAGAGGGCAAGCAGCACGCAAGACAUGGAGGACACGCCUCCUCACAGGGACAGGAAAUGCAUCAUCAUCACGGGAAUAACAACUUCCAGUCCGGCUAUGCUGCCGCCAAUCACAUGACCAAACAGGGCCAUGCCCACCAGGACAUGCUCAGCCUAUCGAAUCGCAGCAGCAGUGGCAACGGAGGAGGAGGCGGAGUCAACGGGGUCAACAUGUCCAACUUCCCCGCCGGAAUGUUGGGGUUACCACCCGGAGUCAUCGUCAUGGCGAUGGGGUCGCACAAUAACAUUUCGGACUCCUCCCACUUCCAGAUGACGACCAAUCAUAACCAACUUCUGUCGGACUGCCACCAUGUCAACCAGACAAACCCCUCACCCUGCUCUUCAACCUCGCCGGGGAUGACCUCUGGGGGUCAGGGGUCAGGAGCCUCCAAGAGGAAGAGGAAGCGGUGUGGAGUGUGUGCCCCCUGCAGAAGACUGAUUAACUGUGGGGUGUGUUCAGCCUGUAGAAACAGGAAGACAGGUCAUCAGAUCUGUAAGUUCAGGAAGUGUGACGAACUGAAGAAGAAGGCUGGGAGUAUACAGCUAGAGAGUCCUCCUUCGGUGCCCAGUGGAGAAGCUUUCAGAUGGUUCUUCUAGAUGUCAGACUACAACCUCACUCCAAAUGUGACCACAACCUCACUCCAAAUGUGACCACAACCUCACUCCAAAUGUGACCACAACCUCACUCCAAAUGUGACCACAACCUCACUCCAAAUGUGACCACAACCUCACUCCAAUGUGACCACAACCUCACUCCAAUGUGACCACAGCCUCACUCCAAUGUGACCACAACCUCACUCCAAUGUGACCACAACUUAAUCUCAACAUGACCACAUUGGCACUUCUUCCCCUCCUCACUCAGACAGACAGAGCUCUUAUACCUCCAAACCCAUACCCAACUUGGAGACUUUACAGUCAGUGGUCUAACCACGGUUGAAUAGUGUGAUCUAACCACGGUUGAAUAGUGUGAUCUAACCACGGUUGAAUAGUGUGAUCUAACCACGGUUGAAUAGUGUGAUCUAACCACGGUUGAAUAGUGUGAUCUAACCACGGUUGAAUAGUUUGAUCUAACCACGGUUGAAUAGUGUGAUCUAACCACGGUUGAAUAGUGUGAUCUAACCACGGUUGAAUAGUGUGAUCUAACCACGGUUGAAUAGUGUGAUCUAACCACGGUUGAAUAGUGUGGUCUAACCACGGUUGAAUAGUGUGAUCUAACCACGGUUGAAUAGUGUGAUCUAACCACGGUUGAAUAGUGUGAUCUAACCACGGUUGAAUAGUGUGAUCUAACCACGGUUGAAUAGUGUGAUCUAACCACGGUUGAAUAGUGUGAUCUAACCACGGUUGAAUAGUGUGAUCUAACCACGGUUGAAUAGUGUGAUCUAACCACGGUUGAAUAGUGUGAUCUAACCACGGUUGAAUAGUGUGAUAUAACCAUGGUUGAAUAGUGUGAUCUAACCAUGAUCUCCCAACUCCACUGAUCAUGAUACUUUCCUACUACUACUAUACUACAGUGGACUAC
Molecule: messenger RNA, 2540 nt
Organism: Oncorhynchus tshawytscha (Chinook salmon)
Lineage: Eukaryota; Metazoa; Chordata; Actinopteri; Salmoniformes; Salmonidae
Exons: 3
Coding region: 503-1618 (371 amino acids)
Cellular component (GO): nucleus
Molecular function (GO): methyl-CpG binding; zinc ion binding
Source: RefSeq, a predicted model, not a curated record